AUGAGUCCAGCAGCAGCUCCCCCUUCCCCAAACGAAGGAGUUCCACUCUUCCAACCCGGUGCUAUCGAUAAAUACUUCCAAAGCCACCAUUCCUUCUCAUAUACACCAACCUCUUCAGCGUCCGUUCUCAAAACCUUCAAACGUCUUGCUACAAACCAAGGCUGGGGUGAAGACCGUAAAAAACAGGAAAAGGAGAAAUUCCAAAAAGCUGUUGAUGCUGAAUUUACAGCUCGUGUUGGGAGUGGAUUCGAAUUGGUGGAUUGGCAGAGGUUGGCGAAGGUUAUUGGGGUUGAACCUUUGCCGUUGAGUAUUACGCAGUGUAAGAAGAUGAUCAAGAAGGAGAAUAUUAAUAUAUACCAUGUACUGCAUGCUUACCGUCGUGCUAUCGAGGUUAAGAAUGUUGAGGAUGUGCAGGCUUGUAAGGAUAUCAGACGGUUUAAGAAUGUGGCGGAGUUGAGGAAGUAUACGCAGAAACAUAAGAUGUUUUAUAGGAAGGAGUAUGCGAAGGGGUCUGUUCUUAAGGGAUUGUUGAAGUAUCUUCGGUGGAGGGUAUAA
This is a messenger RNA of Orbilia oligospora ATCC 24927, 555 nucleotides long. RefSeq lists its product as uncharacterized. The record is from RefSeq and is a predicted model, not a curated record. The transcript is spliced from 2 exons. Lineage: Eukaryota; Fungi; Ascomycota; Orbiliomycetes; Orbiliales; Orbiliaceae. The coding region runs from base 1 to 555 and encodes 184 amino acids.